CAGCUGCGGACAACGUGAAAUGUGAAGAGAUAUGAGUUCCCUACACUCCUUCAACUCCCUCACCUUCCUCUUGGCUCCCUCUGACUUCCCAGCUGGCCUCUUGUGAAACAUCCCAGUGGCGCACUGAUAAAGGAGAGGUCCGGUACGAGCAUCCGAUCCAGCACAGAGUCACACAGCCGACAGAACUGCAGCUAGUCUCGCAUCUGCCAACCUUUGGCUCCAGCUGUUAUUCGGAUCCUAUAUCUGCCUCUGAACUAAGCAAACACCAAGGAUAGGUGUUUGGGGAGCUGAGUGGAGAGGUGAAAUAGCAGACACUUGUUGCGCGUCUCGUCAGGUAAACCUCCUGUCAGCAGCCAGAAGCGCUCAGUGGAAAUUCUGGUGCGCACAUGGCUCCGAAAACGCGCGUCUCACACUCCUGACAGUCGCGCAACAUGGAGCCACACACUGGAUAAUGAGGCCUACCUACUGAAUGGGUGUCUAACCUAUUUCACAUCAAACCUGUCUGUUAAAGUUGGGCUUUUUUCUGAUUUUCUGAAUCUGAUUUUUUUGUGUGUGUGUGGGGUGGGGGACUUCUGGUGGUUAAAAAAGCGCAGAGCCAUGCUGGGUUUAAACAGGAUUCUGAGCCUCCGGGCAUCCCGGAUUCGGAGCUGUGGUUCGCCAGAAGCCAGACUCUCAUCCCGGUCUUCUUCAUGCCAAAAUCCCGGUGCCAGUUCGAGGAUUUACUGUGGGUGUCUGUUGCUGCUGCUGCUGGUGACGCCUCGGGUGGACUCUUCAUGGUGGUACAUCGGUGCGCUGGGGGCCCGUGUGAUCUGUGACAACAUCCCAGGCUUGGUGAACAAGCAGCGGCAACUCUGCCAGCGCCACCCAGACAUCAUGCAGGCCAUCGGUGAGGGCACCAAGGAGUGGAUCAGAGAGUGCCAGCACCAGUUCAGACACCAUCGCUGGAACUGCAGCACGCUGGACCGCGACCACACUGUGUUUGGACGUGUUUUGCUACGGAGCAGUCGUGAGGCAGCAUUCGUCUAUGCCAUCUCCUCAGCAGGAGUGGUGUAUGCGCUCACUCGCGCCUGCAGCCAGGGGGAGCUGAAGACAUGCAACUGCGACCCGCACAAGCGUGGGCGGUCUAGCGACGAGAGAGGAGAGUUUGACUGGGGAGGCUGUAGUGAUAAUAUCAACUAUGGGAUAAAGUUUGCCAAAGCCUUCAUAGAUGCCAAAGAGAGGACUGUCCGAGAUGCACGGGCGCUCAUGAACCUACACAACAACCGCUGUGGACGAACAGCAGUGAAGCGAUUCAUGAAGCUAGAAUGCAAAUGUCACGGCGUGAGCGGCUCUUGCACACUGCGGACAUGUUGGAUGGCCAUGUCAGACUUCAGGAAGACCGGUGACUACUUAAGGAGGAAAUACAAUGGGGCCAUCGAGGUGACGAUGAAUCAGGAUGGGACAGGCUUCGCUGUAGCUAACAAAGCCUUCAGGAAGGCCACCAAGAACGACCUGGUCUACUUUGAGAACUCUCCAGAUUACUGCCUACAAGACAAAUCAGCAGGCUCUCUGGGCACGGCUGGGCGGGUCUGCAAUAAGACAUCACGCGGCACUGAUGGCUGUGAGGUCAUGUGCUGUGGCCGGGGCUACGACACCACGAGGGUCAAGCAAAUCACCAAGUGCGAGUGCAAGUUCAAAUGGUGCUGCGCCGUGGAGUGUAAGGACUGCGAGGAAGCUGUGGACAUACACACGUGCAAAGCCCCCAAACGAGCUGAGUGGUUGGACCAGACCUGAGGACACGCCCCCCCUACCCCCCGUUAUGCAACCCCACCCCCUUCCCCUUUACAGGACAUCCUGUGGAACAUGGCAUUCUGGGAAAGUUUGUCUGAAAGUGCUCUGCGUCUCCGCCCUCCCCUGCCCCCACAUCAGUUCAUCAUUGCAUGGCUUUUCUACCUGUCUCUGUGAAAGCACUAGAAUUCAGUACCCGUCAAUAUGAAUUAAUACCCAUUAGCCCCUAUUUGUGAAUGGCUCUGUGACUGAACUGCUGGGAUCAGAUGAUGAACGGUGAAACCAGAGGACACUUUGGGUUUCUGGUGGAUUGGGCUUUCAUGAAAGAUUCAGUCCAGAUGGCCUUUUUUAUAGCGUGUGGUUCUGGGUUAAAAAACGAUUUGCUGCUUUCAUGAUGCUUAAAAGACACAUUUUUACAUUAACUGAGCCUUUAAACAUAUCCAGUAUUAUUACAACAAUUUCAUAUACUCACAUAAUUUUCUUUCUUUUUUGGGGGGGCAAUACACUUUUAUCUACCAAAAACGAAUACUUGGUUGGACUUUGGGAAGUAGCUUGACAUGUGCACUUUGAGAAGUGGACAUCUAAGCGUAAGUUUGGCUCUGUGUGGCCAAAUAGAAGUCCAGGCAAAGGACUAAGAGGACACGUAGAUGGACGCCAGAUGAAUAAAUGGACGGAUGCGUCAUUGAAACUUUGAAUGCAAAUGUAAAAAAAAAAAAAAAGACAAAAAAAGACAAAAAUAGUUGUUUAAAGAGAUUUAUUUAAAUUGUAAAGUGUUGUUUCAUUUCUCAUCUGCGGAUGACACUGCACUACAUUGGCUGAUGAGGAUAGAGAAGAGCACUCCCAUUAUUAUACAGUGUACUCUAGUUUUCAGUGUAAGACGACCAACUGCCGCUGACAAGAGGAGGAAGAAGAAGAAGGAAAAAAAACCUGCAUGGUCAUUCAGUCACGCAUAACCACAACAUCAGAAAGAUUUCACUUCUCUGCUCUCCAGCUUGCUUGUAUAACAUUGUGUAUAUUGCCUUAUCCAAACAGAUGUU
Molecule: messenger RNA, 2804 nt
Organism: Micropterus dolomieu (smallmouth bass)
Lineage: Eukaryota; Metazoa; Chordata; Actinopteri; Centrarchiformes; Centrarchidae
Product: protein Wnt-2b-A
Exons: 7
Coding region: 598-1773 (391 amino acids)
Biological process (GO): cell fate commitment; canonical Wnt signaling pathway; neuron differentiation
Cellular component (GO): extracellular region
Molecular function (GO): cytokine activity; frizzled binding
Source: RefSeq, a predicted model, not a curated record